Messenger RNA from Harpegnathos saltator (Jerdon's jumping ant), 1521 nucleotides. RefSeq names its product CUE domain-containing protein 2. NCBI's taxonomy places the organism in Eukaryota, Metazoa, Arthropoda, Insecta, Hymenoptera, Formicidae. The record is from RefSeq and is a predicted model, not a curated record. Bases 135 to 995 code for a protein of 286 amino acids. The transcript has 5 exons.
CCUCGCGUGCGUCCGUCCCUCCCGUAGCCGAGCUGUCAAAUCGACGAGCGUUGUUUGUAUACGAGAUCGAUCUCGGGGGUUCAGCGUCGAUCGCAACCCGAGGAUCUCGAUCGUGGGCAGCCAGAUUAGCCAGGAUGAGUCGUACGAUGGAUGAGAAGGAGGAAUUGGUGAAGAAGGCCUUAUUUAGUUUCGUUAGGAAGCAGGUGCCCACUGCUCAACUGAGCUUAAUAGAUGACAUCGUACUCAGCUAUGUAGUGAGUAUGGUAGAAGAGAGCGCACUGGAGGAGAACCUGGACGUAGAUGGACUGUGCGAAAUGGUGUCAGCCUGCCUUCCAGAGUUCUCCACCAUUGAGAAAGAGGCUGUGUCAAAGUGGCUGUUGGACGUAGAAAGUAAAUUAAGGCAAGGCAGCAAGGAGAACGAGAACUGCCAACCUCACGAUCCCCUAAGUCACAUUAGCUUGGCCGCUCUCUUGCCAGCCGGUGCACAAAGAAUGCGAGUUCAUCAUUUGUCGGAAACCAGCGACGCCGGCAGCGACUCCAGUGGAGAAUACUUUUCGGAGGAAUCCUCCUGGCAUCAGGUAGCUCUGUUGCAAGAGAUGUUUCCAGGCGCUAGUCCCGCCGAGGCUAGGCACUGUUUAGCGGUAGCUGGCGGUGAUAUAGGGAAAGCCGCGCAACUCGCGCUGCAUCGUCAAGAAGCGGGUCAGAGUAUCGUGAGCAAUCUUACGUUUUUAACGCCCAACGGUCGCAACAAGGCGAGGGUAAACGACGAAGAGCUCAAAUCCCGCAUCAUAGCGCGGUACAGUUACGUCGACAGGGACGACGACUGUCGCGAACAUCGUCCGGUCGCGCCGAAAACGGAGCCCAAGAAGUUAGUACGCUAUCUCGACAAUAAGAUCGUAAGUGUUAAGGGUGAACGUUACACGGAAGUGCGACGGGGCGGCGAGGACGAGGAUGGUAACGAAGGAGGUAGAAAGAGAGGUCAUUGCCGUCCGUAACCAGUCCCUUUGCCUCCACCCCCCGAUCCACCCCCCUGGAGGCACCUGAUUUUCGAUUAAAUCUUUGAAACUAGAUCUUUUCCAUCUCACUUAUAUAAGGUACACACAUAGGUGAAAUAUCGAAUUCUUCAACAGGCAUUAUAUUCUCUUCUUAAUUUGUUGACGUUUAAUUUGUAUUGUAUGCAAUGCAGCCUGCGCAUCACCCCGGAAUCUCUUUCACAUAGCGUUAAUUUGCCAUUCUCUUAUCUACAACAUGGCACUUUAGUGAUAGUUUUGUACGUUAUCUGUUGGCGUGUGUGUGCGGUCAAACGUUUAGCGGACAUUUGAUAUUUCAUUUCCGGAUAUAGAUUAUCCGAUCGAGCGUACAAUGGCCGUCAAGUAGAUGUCUGUCUGUAUCCCGUAGAUAAAACAGACGGAAUUACGCAAUCGAAAUAGCUAACGUUGCGUUGAUACGAAAUUGAUUGGUGUUGAUCAAGGACACACACUUAUCAAAAGACUUGAGAGAAGCAACUCUUUUUUUUUUUUU